AUAUUUCCUGGGUAGUACUCAACAAAGAAAACGAGCAAUGGCGAUCAAGAACCUUCUUGUUCUUGCAGUUUUUCUGAGCGUUCUUGGAGGUUCAGUUGCUAAUUCGAAGGGUCUUGACCUUAACUACUACAAACACAGGUGUCCGGAUGCAGAAGCCAUUGUCCGUCGUGUCACAGUUCAAUAUGUUUCUCGCCAGACGAGUCUUGCAGCCGCUCUUCUAAGGGUGUAUUUUCAUGAUUGUUUUGUUCGAGGAUGUGAUGGUUCAGUUCUUCUGAAAUCUCCAAACAAGGACGCAGAAAGAGACGCUAUACCAAACUUGUCUCUUAGAGGCUACGAAGUGGUCGAUGCUGCAAAGUCAGCCCUAGAAAAGAAGUGUCCCGGGGUGGUUUCUUGCGCUGAUGUUCUUGCCUUAGUCGCCAGAGACGCUGUCUUAGUGAUCAACGGACCAUGGUGGCCGGUUCCAUUGGGCCGGAGGGAUGGACGCAUUUCAAGAAAAUCUGAGGUUAAUUUACCAUCCCCAUUCGCCGGAAUAGCUGCACUGAAAAAGAACUUCUUCGACAAGGGUCUUAACACUAAAGACCUUGUCGUUCUGUCAGGGGCUCACACCAUUGGCAUCUCUAACUGCGGUCUCAUAAACAGCCGUAUCUACAACUUCACCGGGAAAGGUGACUUUGACCCUUCGAUGAACCCUAGCUACGUUAGGACAUUGAAGAAAAGGUGCAAGCCAACUGAUUUCAGGACAUCAGUGGAGAUGGACCCAGGCAGUGUCAAGAAGUUUGAUUCUCACUACUUCAACAUUGUAUCUCAAAAGAAGGGUUUGUUCACAUCUGACUCAACACUUCUCGAUGACCCUGAGACCAAAAGGUACAUUGACACACAGGUUGCUACUGCUGGAUCUUCAUUCAACAAAGAUUUCUCCGAGUCAAUGGUUAAACUAGGUUUCGUUGAAAUUCUCACCGGGAACAAGGGAGAGAUCAGGAGGAAAUGUGCCUUCGUAAACUGAGUUUCAUCAAAGCUUUCUCUCUUUCUUUGGAUUGUGGAUUCAACAUUGUUCCAACUGUUCUUUCUUUUGGAUGUUUUUCCUUUCCUUCAAGUCUGUUUUCAGACAAGAGUAUUUCAGUGUCCUUCUUAUGAUGUUUUGGAAUGUCAUGUUUCUUUAACUAUCAUCUCCUUUAUAAGAUGCAUAAAUCAUAAUCAUUCCGCUGCAGACACGACAAAUAAUCUCCUCAGGCUUUUUAUAGAUCAUUGGAGCGCAUUUAAAAAAAAAAUCAUUGCAGAAUUAGGUAGCCAUCUGUAAUAUAAAUAUUUUUCCUUUAAACAAGAAAAUAAAUCCUGUGAUCUUGAUAGAAUUCAGAGAACACGAUCUUUCUGAUGCUGGUAUGAUGCUUAAAUAAUUCAAUUCUCAGGAACAUAUAAACUCAACUUCUUUGAAAUGAUCAUAAGAUUCAUCUCUGCCGUCUCUUUUGCUCUUUGGAAAGACUAUUUAUUUCUUAAAAUAUGCAAAUACUAUAUUAGUAACUCGGUAAUAACCGCGCCUUACGCGGAAUGUGAUUAUUAGUUUCGUUAUUUUUUAAUAAUAAGACAUUAAUCUGUUUAAUCUGGAUAU
Messenger RNA from Brassica napus (rape), 1606 nucleotides. RefSeq names its product peroxidase 1-like. The transcript is spliced from 4 exons. Lineage: Eukaryota; Viridiplantae; Streptophyta; Magnoliopsida; Brassicales; Brassicaceae. Gene Ontology annotation, molecular function: peroxidase activity; heme binding. Gene Ontology annotation, biological process: response to oxidative stress; hydrogen peroxide catabolic process. Gene Ontology annotation, cellular component: plasmodesma; plant-type cell wall. The record is from RefSeq and is a predicted model, not a curated record. Bases 38 to 1003 code for a protein of 321 amino acids.